AACACAUGUUUUUUGUUAUGACUUUUGUUUUGAAAUUCAAUGAAUUGUUUAUUAAAUUAGUUUUGAUUACAAUUUGAUUACAAACUCAUACCACAAGACAUCACUCGUGAACCAGAAGAAUGGCAUCAAAUCCCACGUCUGUAUUGGUGUCCAUUAAGACAUUGCGUCCAGAAGUGGAUGACUAUUGGCUGUCAAUACCGGCGGUCUUGAAGACUAUCGAUGGUCUUAAACGACAGAUACUAACCAAUGAUUGCAUUGACAAAGACAUGGAUGACGUGCAGCUCUAUCUGUCCGGUGGUUUACUUCGCGGCCAUUCAUCUAUCGGUGAUGUCCUUCGAGAUAGAGAUCGCAUUGAAUUACGGGUCAAGUGUUUGAACAAAAAGCGGAUCAACUCUUCAGCCGACAGUACUUCUGGUCAUAAAAGGUGCAAAUGUUUAGUAAAUGAGUGCAAAACUGUUGUGGACUCGGAUGACGGGUCACUGAGUGGCGGAUCAGCUGUUCAGACAAUUGUUAAGACCGAAGGCAUAUCCGGGAAUCAAUUGAAUGAUUUUACUGGAAAUGCAGAGAUAAUGGCAAGGAUUUACAAAUGGGAACAAAUGAAACGUCAAUUACAAGACAAUAGAGAUGGCGAGUCUUCAAUAGAUUCCUCCACAUCUGUGGCCACUAUUUCGGGCACCAAAUCUUCUUCAGCGCCAAAAGUGUUCAUUAAAUCUGAGUUUAAACACAAAACAGACACUAAAAAUGCCGAUAAAUCAGUGAUCAAUGAAACUAAAGGGUCAGAAAAAGUGGUAAUAAAGAGUGAAACUAUUGGUUCCAAUGUCUGUCGGCCCGAUUUUACGGCCAGUAUAUCGUCGGCCACAGCAGUGGUCAGACAAUCGGGUGAUAACUGUCUUCAGCGGCCAUCGGGAAGCGAUCAGAGAGGGGGCAAACGGCUGCGCGUAUGCCGUGAACGCGACUGUGGCUACUGUGGCCCGACUGGAAACUUGUUUGAGUUUAAACAGCAUAUUCUGGUUCAUCGGAUCCCGUGUUACCUAUGUUUCGGUUUCACGUUUACGGGAACUCAACAACAUUUGGAGAGCCAUUACCGCCGAUUACAUCCCGACCACUACUCCAACAGACCAUUCAUUAAUGCUUAUAAAAAGUCUGACCAAUCAGUGAACAAUGAAUCCAAUGAUAGAGUGACAGAGAAUGUGGUGGUAUUAGAGAGUGAGUCCAAUGGUAUCAUUGACUUUGAGCGCAAUUCUACAGCCAGUAUAUCGUUGGCCACAGCAGUGGACACACAAUCGGGCGAUGAAUGUCAUACCAGAAGCGUUGCCACGAAUGCAAAGACACCCGAAGCCGGGCCCCAAUGGACGGAAGCACUGGUCGGUCGGGAGCGCAAACGGGUCGCGAACUUCACCUGUGGUCGCGUUGGAUGUGACUACAAGACCGAUAGUAGACAAGACUUUAAACAACAUAUGACAAUACAUUGGCGUAAAGUUAGGUCCUGUUGUGGACAGUAUUUCCGAUGGUCUAAACAGCUAAUCGCACACCAGUUUAAGUCACACCCGAAUGGCACCGAUUCUAUGGCCAGUAUAUCAUCGGCGGUCACAGCAGUGGCCACACAAGUGACUAAACCGGAUGCCUGGCAGCCGUGUGAUGGCCACAGGGUUGCAGAGCCAAUGAUCUUUGAGUGCUGUUCGCCCGGAUGUGAUUAUAAGACCGACAAUCGUCACCACUUUCUUCUCCAUAAGCAUGACAUUCACCACCAAUUUAUGUGUGAGUUCUGCGAUCGACAGUCAUUCAGAACGGCGUAUAGACUAGCGAAACAUCACCGCAGAGCACAUCCCAAUGAUUUCCCAGACAUACCAUGGAUUAAGUGCACUCAUGAGGGCUGUGUCUACCAAACUAAAGAUACCCUCCUUUUGCGUAAACAUAUUAAGAAAAGGCAUUAA
Medioppia subpectinata is the source of this 1934-nucleotide messenger RNA. The record is from the annotation of a GenBank genome assembly. NCBI's taxonomy places the organism in Eukaryota, Metazoa, Arthropoda, Arachnida, Sarcoptiformes, Oppiidae.